Molecule: messenger RNA, 498 nt
Organism: Emiliania huxleyi CCMP1516
Lineage: Eukaryota; Haptophyta; Isochrysidales; Noelaerhabdaceae
Exons: 1
Coding region: 1-498 (165 amino acids)
Biological process (GO): triglyceride biosynthetic process
Cellular component (GO): endoplasmic reticulum membrane
Molecular function (GO): diacylglycerol O-acyltransferase activity
Source: RefSeq, a predicted model, not a curated record
AUGGUGACGCCCGGCCAGAUCGACCUCGUCCUUGAGCGGCGCAAGGGCUUCGUGCGCGAGGCGAUCAUGGCGGGCGCCUCGCUCGUCCCCGUGCUCGCCUUUGGCGAGAACGACUUGUACGCCGUCUUCCACACCGACGACACGCACCCGAUCGCGCGGCUGCAGAGGGUGGUGCGGCGGCACUUUGGCGUCGCCCUGCCGCUCUUCCGAGGCCGGUCCAUGUUCAUCACCGAGUUCGGCCUCAUGCCCAACCGCAAGCCCAUCGCCAUUGUGGUCGGCGGGCCGCUCGCGCCGCCACCGCUCGACGACGCGCGCCGGGCUGCCUUCCGCCCAAAGUGGGGCCCCGACGACGCCCCUUCCAACGACGACGCGCGGAUGGUGGACGCGAUGCACACGGAGUACGUCGACGCCCUGUCCGCGCUCUACGAGGCGCACAAGGAGCAGCCGUGGAACCUCGCCGGCAUCAACCGGCAGGGCACCUUCAGGGUACUCAAGUGA